AUGCUAAAGCGCAGUUUAUCUCCUGAUACCACGGAUGGUGAUAGUGUCAAAGCACCACGCCGUAAUGAGCCUGUUGUUCUCGCUGCUGCUGAUGGUGGCGGUCCCGAGAUGUCUACAGCAUCGCCAUCAGAACCUCUGGAUGAGUCUUUUUUAUUACGAUCACCUUCUCGUUCAAGGGGAUCAUCCCAAAGCCUGGGCGAAAGCGAUCAUGAGAGCUACCACUCAGCAAGAAGCAUUUCGGAAAUCGAGAGCGUAUAUACGGACAGCGAAGCAGAUGAUGAUGAUCAAGACGAUGUGGAGCUAGACAUGUCGUAUCAAAGGGUUAGUAUCAAGAUACCCCCUUUGCAUCAAGAUCACGACGAGAAUGAAAAUCAUCGAACCUUCGUAUAUGGUGUGGAGGACAUGGAUGGUGGAUUCGGGGAUUCGUUACGGGACUACAUGCUGCUUGUUGAUGCUUAUCCAUCAGUGUCGAGACAUGAUAGCGUAUUCACACGUAUAUGCAAACAGCUAUUUAAAGUACCUGAAGAUGAGCAAAUUUAUGUCACGCAUGGGGUUUACGACAAGUAUGUGAAAGCUACUGCAAACUGCCGAGCCAAACUGUCCCUCAUUUUCAAGGCUGUCAUGAAAACCUACACCUUUGAUGCUACCACUCUUCCGGAACGAUGCAAAAAGAGCCGCAAAAGGCAAUUCAAGUACAUGAUGGAUGCUAUGAGAUUUGCCCGCAAGGAUUACUUAUCAUCGGGAGCCAUCUUGCAGAGCGCUGCGUUAGGUGAUGUCAUCGCGAAGGUGUUUUACCAUGGUAGAAAAGGAAUCCAAUUGUCGUUAAAGGAUUGGGAUGAUCAAGUUCCUCGCCCGGUGAUUGCCUUUGCGUUUGUUUUUAUGUACAUCAACAUGAGCUUGCUGUGUACCAAAAAACGAGAACAACGAUCCUUGAGAGGCCGUGACGUUGGUGCGAUUCGUGCAUCACUCUACCGAAACACACUGAAGGGGAUCUAUGAUAAUGGAGAGGUCGCGGACUGGGACGAGGUGCAACGUGUGCAAACAAGGCGAGUGCGUCAAAACCUCGAAAGUCGCCAAGUAUCUGGUCCUUCUUCUUUUGGUCCAAUGAGUGCCACUUAUGAGCCAAAGUAUCAAGAUGGGAUUUACAACUCUGAGAGUGAUGAGGAAUAG
Lichtheimia ornata is the source of this 1170-nucleotide messenger RNA. RefSeq lists its product as uncharacterized. The transcript is spliced from 9 exons. Bases 1 to 1170 code for a protein of 389 amino acids. NCBI's taxonomy places the organism in Eukaryota, Fungi, Mucoromycota, Mucoromycetes, Mucorales, Lichtheimiaceae. The record is from RefSeq and is a predicted model, not a curated record.